This is a messenger RNA of Nasonia vitripennis (jewel wasp), 2723 nucleotides long. Its product is annotated as glutathione S-transferase. The coding region runs from base 784 to 1464 and encodes 226 amino acids. The transcript is spliced from 6 exons. Gene Ontology annotation, molecular function: glutathione transferase activity. Lineage: Eukaryota; Metazoa; Arthropoda; Insecta; Hymenoptera; Pteromalidae. The record is from RefSeq and is a predicted model, not a curated record. Gene Ontology annotation, biological process: glutathione metabolic process.
GCAGUGUCUACGCCUUUGUGUGCAUGCGUGGACAGAGAGGCUGGCUGGAGGGCACGCGACGAGGCGAUGCAUCGGCCGGAUAUAGCCUUGGGGAUGAUACCCGCGAACUCGACUCGUUGCUUUCUCAAGACGCGUUUUAUGAGACUCGGUCGAGGGGGACGCGGGGGUGGCGAAUUUACCGGAAACGGCGAGCCGUCAUCCGGCGAAUCCUCGCAGUGUCAGUAGAACAAAGCCCGAGAAGAGACAUCGCGAGAAUAUCCGAGACCGAGAAUAUAAAGGGUCUGUAGGUGACACACGCAGGCCUAGUGGCCCCGUUGCUCGCUUGUCCCAUUAUUGUGCGCGCGAAGAUGGCGAGGCAACGUAAUGAAACUAACUGGCCCGCUCGCUAUAUCUAUACACACACACACACACACACACUGCUCGGCCGCUACUGCGACAAUUAAGCCGACAGCGCUCGACGUAAUGCUUAGCAUAUAAGCGGGUCGGGUUGGGCGCGCUAUGGUACCUUGACAUCGGCGGCGGAGGACGAGCAGUAGGUGCUGAUCGUAAAAAGCGCGCUCCGAAAACACGAGGAGAUUUACUUUCCGAAGCAAAGAAGCCUAUCCGCUCGAUAUAGCCGAACGUACGACAUCUUUUGAGGCCGAGAGCGUCAACGGACCGGAUCAAGCACUCGAUCGUGUGUACAUCCCACGCAGAGAGGCGCACCGCAAGCAGUCGUGCUCUGCGGUUUGAUGAGACUAUGCACGGCUCGACGGACGCGUGGAUGGACCGAAUCGAUCGGGGAUGCUCCGCUGUAACGAUUCGGCGAAUUUAAGUUCGAGCAGCGGCAAAAUAAACAUGGCAGAGGAGCAGCAGCCCAGCUACAAGCUAAUCUACUUCAACGCUCGGGGCCGGGCGGAGCACAUUCGCUACGUGCUCGCCUACGCCGGGCUGGAUUACGUCGACGAGCGGCUCCCGAAGGAGCGCUGGCCCGAAUUAAAAAAGUCGAUGCCGUAUGGACAGCUGCCGGUACUGGAGGUGAACGGGCAGCCGAUAGCCCAGAGCAACGCGAUUGCCCGCUACCUGGCCCGCAAGCACGGACUAGCCGGACGCGACGAGUGGGAGGCGAUGCUCUGCGAUGUGCUCGUCGACAGUCUCGGCGACCUCAAACAGGAGCUGCUGCAGUUCCAGAAGGAGGACGAUUUGUUUAAAAAAGAGGAGAAGAAGGCGAAAUUCGUGAAGGAGACGAUACCGUUCUUCCUCAACAAGUUCGAGCAGACCAUCGGCCAGAACGACGGAUACGCCGUUGGCUCGACCACAACGUGGGCGGAUUUCGUGUUCGCCGUGGCCCUCGAGAACUUCGAGCAGAUGUUCGGGCCGUCGGCCCUGGAAAGCUAUCCGGCCCUUCGCCGGCUCAAACAGCGCGUCCACGCGAUUCCAGCCAUCGCCGAGUGGAUCGCGAGACGGCCCCACACGAACUCCUAAAAGACUCCAAGAGACGAGGAUGGCACGACGAUACGGAAGAAAAACGCAGCAACUGAUGCAGUGACACUGAGAGGAAAUCAACGCUAACUGUCAAUAAAAGUACAUAUCCCGGGAGAUGUAUAUUUUGUGGAUCGAUAAUUCUUGCGUGUAUAUCUCGAGCGAGCCGUUGUUCAAAAUAUUAUCGUCAGCGAGAGCCAGCCUAAAUGUUUAACGCGGCGUGUAUAGGGCAACUGUGCGUGUGGAUGUAUAGAGACGCGUUACUCGCCGGUUGUGAUAAUUUGCCAUUAUUACUCUAUGUAUGAUUAUGUUCGUUUAGUGCAGUGUAUAUAUAUAUAAAUUUGAUUGUUUUUUUUUAAUUCAUUUUCGCUUCGUUGUUAUCUGCAAAGUACAAAAUAUUUUCGAAACGACGCACCGAACGACGAUGACAAAUAUUUUUAUAAGGUUCAGCUCCGCUGCCGAAAGACGCGUUUCAGUUCUUAGCUACAUAUAUGCGUGCGCGAGUUUCGUUUGAUCGAAAAUAAACACGUAUAUGAUUAUAUUCGUCCUUUUGAGUAAAGUUCAGGAGAAGCUGUAGCAGGUAACGACGUGACUUUGCCAAGAUAAUACAAGGAGAGAGUCGGGACGGCAAAGCUUAGGUGUACAACGUACAACAGGGAGAGAGAGAGAGAGAGAGAGAGUGGAAGAAAUACGAAAUUCACAGUGAGAGCCUCAAAGGCAGUUCUGAAUUUACGACGUGAGUAAUAGAAGGUUUAACAAAGAGAGAACAAACAAAAAAUAUAUAUAUAUAUAACGAUGUAACGGAGAUUGCGUGUAUAAGUGUUAUAUGUUGAAUAAAACUAUAAAUGUUGUCAGAGCAAAACAUGAGCGCGUGUUAUAGAGAUGCUUUUUCAAUCGCGAGAAAAAGUAUAUGCUGCGAGCGCGCGCAACAAUUACGUCGAGUUAUUGCAUUGCAAAAUUUAUGUCUGUUCGUCGUAAGGAAGCGUAACGAACCGGAUAGAUGAAAUUAUUAUUACAUGCAAGCGAUAAUCGAUGGAAAUUGUCUAAUAAGCUGAGUGUCGUUAUGUGAAAAAUGUUUAAUGUCGGCAUUGGAUUGAAAUGUGGGCUGCCUCUCGAAUCAAUGGUUUAUUAAACAAUUUUCAUUUAACCGAUUUCGAAACUGGUAUAGAGUAAGUUUUGAAUGAUAUAAUUAUGUUGAAGAUGAUUCGUUGUAUAGUGAGAGUAAACUGUAAGAAAUAAACAUUAACAAUUAUUUUAACGCA